UUGAGUUUUACUUGGGGGAGUAAAUUAAUGGUAAUGUUCUUGUGGGAGCGUACUUAAUAUUACUUGAAAUUUGAAACUUUUCAUUAGAUUUUCAAAGAGUGAGUAAUUUCCUGAGGGAAGAUAGCCAAACUUGAUGCAAUACGACGAUUCUCAAACACAACGCAGUAUAUCAUAAAAUCCAUGCAAGAGCAAAGGCCAUAGCUGCGAUCUUAAAAUAUAGCCAGUCUUUGAGCCACUCAUCCUCACGGCGGAAUAGAAAAAGUGCAGGCUUCAUAAAUAGAAGAAAUGGUAACAUGAGGAUGCAACACCAUUUAUCUUUACUUAUUUAUCGCUUAAAUCCUUCAGUUUAUUUCUCAACCAUGUGUAGAUCACAAAGCAAUACACACGCGAAUCACCAUCAAGAAAAAACUCUAUUUCAAUGCAAUGAAGAUAUCUCCCACCAUGCUCAUAAUGGCUCUAACACUGAUGCCCUGAUACUCUUCACCCAACUUCGUGAAUUUGGGUUCAAACCCAAUGCUUCAACUUUUAGCAGUGUUUUAAAGUCCUGUGCGAAGUUGGGUUUUCUUCAAAUGGGGAAACAAAUCCAUUCCGAAGUUAUAAAACUUGGUUUUGAAUCAGAUAUCUACUGCGGAAGUUCACUGGUAGACAUGUACUGUAAAUGCAGAGAAUUCCAUGAUGCAACACAUUUAUUUGAUAAAAUCCCAUAUAGAAACACAGUGACAUGGAAUGCUUUGAUUGUUGGCUUUUCGCAAGCUGAAUUGUAUGAUCAGGCUUUAGAUAUCUAUAUAAAGAUGAGGGAAAUGGGGAUUUGCCCAAGUGCCAUUACUUUAUCAAGUGUUCUUGCUUCUUGUUCAAGGUUAGAUGUAGAAGAAGAUCUCAAGAAGAUCCAUGCCCUGAGUUUUAAACUUGGGUUGCAGAGCCAUGUAGUAGUGGGUACUGCUUUGAUUGAUUCUUACAUGAAAUCUUUGAAAUUUACAGAUGCAAAUAAAGUUUUCAAUAGCAUGCCUGAGAAGAAUGUGUUUACUUGGACAUCGAUGGUUACAGGGUAUUCGCAAAAGAAGCAACCUAUGGAAGUUCUUAAACUGAUUCAAGAGAUGCGUCGAGCCAAUAUAAAAUUGAACCAAGUUACUUAUAAUGGUCUUUUAAGCUCAUUUGUCUCACCAGAAGACCUCGACCACGGAAAACAAGUUCAUUGUCAGGUGAUCAAGGAAGGCUUUGAGCUCGAGCCCCAUGUAUCAGUAGCCCUCAUAACCAUGUAUUCAAAAUGCACCAGUGCCUCAGAUUUCUGCAAAUUGUGCUCAGUAACUCCUUUAUAUGACCAAGUCUCAUAUAAUUCAGUAAUUGCAGGUUUUGCUCAUCUGGGGUACGGUGAAGAAGUUCUUGAGACCUUUGCAAGAAUGAAUCAAUCUUUGAUAAAACCUGAUUUCUACACAUUUGGGAGCCUUCUUCAAGCAAUAGGGACCCUCUCAACUCUUGAACAUGGCAAGCAAACCCAUGCUUUAGUAUUGAAAACUGGUCACUUCUCAAAUCCUUAUGUUCAAAAUGGCCUUAUUUCGAUGUAUUCAAAAUGUGGUUUAUUGGAUGAAGCAAAAUUGGUUUUCUCACUGGCAAGAGAACUAGACAUAGUUUCAUGGAAUUCCCUCCUAGCAGGGCUUUCACAACAUGGUAAAGGAUUAGAGGCGGUUGAGUGGUUUGAGGAAAUGUGGAGAGUGGGAGUGAAACCAGACCACACUAGCUUUCUCUGUGUACUCUCAUCUUGUAGCCAUACUGGGCUGGUUGAGAAAGGGCUUGAAUACUUUGAUUUGAUGAAGAGUGAUAGGGUGGCAUUAGCUCCAAGGGUGGAGCACUACUCUUGUAUUGUUGACCUUCUCGGUCGAGCAGGUUAUCUCAAUGAAGCUGAAGAGCUCAUAAAUAAGAUGCCAAUAAAGCCUGAAGCUUCAAUAUAUAGGGCCUUGCUCAGUGCAUGUAGGGUUCAUGGAAAUAUGGGUAUGGCAGUUAGGGCAGCAGGAUGUCUGUUAGAGCUGUGCCCAAGUGAUGCCUCUGCUUAUGUGCUUUUAUCAAAUGUAUUUGGAGAGAAGGGUUAUUGGGCUGAUAAAGAACAUGUGAGGAUGCUUAUGGGUAGCAACGGUGUGACAAAGGAACCUGGAUAUAGUUGGGUUGGGAUUUGUAAUGAGGCUCAAACAACUCUUGGUAAAGAUUUGGAUGACCCAUUGUCUUUGGAUGCUCAAGAAACAUUAGUAUAAAAUCUAGAAAGGAUUGAUCUUGAGAAAAGAGCAUUGGCUGGGAGCCCAAAUUCAUGGUAUGUUUUGAAUAGAAGUGUUUUAGCUAAGCACUUACUGUUGGCAUGUUUUUGGCAUAUUUUACGGGAACAAAGCAAUGUGACAUGAUGGUUCCCUUAUCUAAGCUUCUGCUUGUAUUUAUGCAUCAUAUGACAUCAAAUGACAAGUUACAGAAUUCCAAGUUGGAUAACCUUAAGAAAACCCUUUCAGACA
This is a messenger RNA of Amborella trichopoda, 2492 nucleotides long. RefSeq names its product putative pentatricopeptide repeat-containing protein At3g25970. The record is from RefSeq and is a predicted model, not a curated record. NCBI's taxonomy places the organism in Eukaryota, Viridiplantae, Streptophyta, Magnoliopsida, Amborellales, Amborellaceae. Gene Ontology annotation, biological process: RNA modification. Gene Ontology annotation, molecular function: protein binding; RNA binding.